Guillardia theta CCMP2712 is the source of this 1416-nucleotide messenger RNA. RefSeq lists its product as hypothetical. NCBI's taxonomy places the organism in Eukaryota, Cryptophyceae, Pyrenomonadales, Geminigeraceae. The coding region runs from base 1 to 1416 and encodes 471 amino acids. The record is from RefSeq and is a predicted model, not a curated record. The transcript has a single exon.
AUGACAGCAACAGCGAUCAACAUCCAUCAGGCAUCCCCUGACAGCCAGUAUUUCUCUAUUGUUGGAGGUCAGUUUGGGCAGCUCAGCAUGGCUACAGUCUACACUGAGAGCAACGAAGACAAGGAGCCCCAACCAAUGAGCUGCAUGACCUUCUUGUGCAAGUUCUACUCGCCCAAGAACAUUUACAACAAGUUCCGCGAGCAUAUCGAGAAGAGUGACGAGUACGCUCCUUUCUUUGCUCAGCCGCAGGACUGCGAUGGAGCUUACUCGAGGAGAGAGCGCUUCCUCGUCUUUGUCAACUCCACGGUCGUGGUCUUCGCAGUCUCGGCCUUCAUCGUGUCUAUGGAGCAGAGACAGCAAACUUUGCCGCCGGGCUUCUCCUACUUGAUGUCAGCGUUGCUGAGUCAGAUCUUUCAGUUCAUAAUGUUCAACCCCAUCAUCAAGAAGCUGCUCGAGCUCAAGAUGGACCGAAAGGGAGCAUGCGGAAUCUGUCUCAAGGCCUCCAUCCUACUCGCUAUCCUCGUCUUCUACUCUCUCUCCAUCGCCCUCGGCGUUCUCUUCAUCGUGUCGUCACUUCACUGCAACGCCUAUGACUUCGCCAACCCGGCUGCUGCCUCUCCUGCCCUGCUCGCCCCCAGCAGCUCCUCCAACUCCAGCUCUGCGCCCUCGAGAAUCGUCUAUGUCUGCGCUUCAAAGAACUUCACCAACGCGGGGGACUACUGCAGGCAGCUCGGGGGGCGACUACCUACCCUGGAGGAAGAGAAGGAGAAGGAGGAGGAGGAGGUGUUUGCGUACCUCAAGGACCAGAAGUAUAAGACUAGCACAUUCGGCAACACCUGCUGGACGGGCAAGAAGACUGUGUUGGAUAAACCUGACCCCGGGUUCGGAUGCGUGACCGCAAACUACUUUCGCAACCCGCUGGUGACCACGGUGGGCUUGAACGAGGACGAGAUGUGCAGCAUCGUCUAUCCCUUCGUGUGCCAGGUGACGGGGCUCAGCAAGGAGAGCGAGGAGGUGCUGGGCUCCUGCUCCUGCGUCUUCAACACCAAGGAGGUCAUCGUCUCGCUGAUCCUGACGUACCUGGCCGGCUUCAUCGGAGGCAACAAGCUCGGCUAUCUCAGGACGAUGAUAUUCGCCCCCUUGGUCUUCCUCGUGCAGCAGCAGAAGAGGAAGAGGUCGAUCUUCGACCCAAUGCGCUGCUUGCUCAACAACCCUAUCUUCUGCUCCAUCCGCCUCGCCUGCGUCGCCGACUGGGGGCGGGCGGACGCUUCAGGCAUGCCAGCAGUGAGCGGGAGCGAGGAGUGGCAAGGUUUCUUCUUCUCCCCCUUCUUCUGCUACGACGAGCCGACCAACCUGUGCUUCUGCUCCUCGGCUGACAGGGAGGAGAAGGAGAAGGUCAAGGAGGUCGAGCCUUGA